This is a messenger RNA of Trichomycterus rosablanca, 3524 nucleotides long. RefSeq names its product exostosin glycosyltransferase 1a (gene ext1a). Gene Ontology annotation, molecular function: glycosyltransferase activity. Bases 522 to 2723 code for a protein of 733 amino acids. The transcript has 11 exons. Gene Ontology annotation, cellular component: membrane. Lineage: Eukaryota; Metazoa; Chordata; Actinopteri; Siluriformes; Trichomycteridae. The record is from RefSeq and is a predicted model, not a curated record.
CCUUGAAGUAAGAUCCUUAUGUAGUUUCUGUAAUGGGAGAAAUUGUGUAUUAUGAGAGAAUUGUCUGUUUUCCAAGAGUACUGAGUAUUUCCCACUAUACUGUAGUUUCCAAUUAGUAUGAAUUGAUUAAUUUCUACUACUGUGGAUGGUCACUGAGACCCAUCUCUUGUGUAGUUAUCAGUGGGAAGAAAAGCUUUUGUUUUUGGAGAGAUUUGUGGUGUGUGUUUUGUGAGAAACUCAACAUGAACAGGUCCUGAAGUGUUCUAAGUGUAAGUCAUUGAGGUUAAAGUCCAUCCAGAAGGCAGGUCAGGUUAGUAGCUGCUACAAGUUGAAGAGGGAGGUAAGUGCAUGGUACGUAAAAGUCGCCCACAUGCUCCUGCUUUGGGAACUGGAUCAGAAAAACGUUGAACCAUUGCAGGCUGGAGGAAGAUGGCCGUGCUUCACAACCAAAGUCGGUGAGAGCCACAUCUCGGGGCACAUUGGAUCUAACGGUAAGGAUUUGGACCUGGACUGGAGGACACAUGCAGGCCAAAAAGCGGUAUUUCAUCCUGUUCUCCGCCUCUGCCUGCAUCACUCUUCUCCUCUACUUUGGUGGCCUCCAAGUUGCCGAAAAGAGCCCGGGCGGCGGGCAUGGCUUAGAACCUCGCUGGCCACGCUUUGCGGAGCGUUUGCUACCCUUCCUUCCUUUUCACACACAGACGGAGGAAUACAAUCUUCCAGCAUCGCCAAGACUCAAAAGGAAUGCCAACGCCGGCCUUUACAAAGGUCGACAUUGUCGCAUGGACUCGUGUUUUGAUUUUUCCCUGUGCAAAAACGGCUUCAAAGUUUACGUCUACCCUCAGGAGAAGGGCGAGAGGAUCUCGGAAAGCUACCAGAACAUUUUGACAUCAAUCGAGUCGUCUCGGUUUUACACCUCUGACCCGGGACAGGCCUGCCUGUUUGUGCUAAACCUGGACACCCUGGACCGUGACCAGCUCUCACCUCAGUACGUACACAAUCUUAAAGCCAAGCUCCAGAACUCGAAAUUAUGGAACGAUGGGAGGAAUCACCUGAUCUUCAACUUGUACUCUGGGACCUGGCCAGAUUACACGGAAGAUCUGGGCUUUGAUAUAGGACAGGCCAUGUUGGCCAAGGCCAGCAUCAGUACCGAGAACUUUAGGCCCAACUUUGACGUUUCCAUACCUCUGUUUUCUAAGGAUCACCCGAGGACUGGAGGGGAGAGGGGGUACUUGAAAUACAACUCCAUCCCACCAUUUAGGAAAUACAUGUUGGUAUUUAAGGGCAAGCGCUAUCUGACCGGUAUUGGUUCGGAUACACGGAACGCUCUAUACCACGUCCACAAUUCACAGGAUGUGGUCCUGCUGACGACAUGCAAACACGGCAAAGACUGGCAGAAACACAAGGAUGCCCGGUGUGACAAGGACAACGCCGAAUAUGACCGGUACGACUAUAAAGAAAUGCUGCACAAUUCUACGUUCUGCCUGGUGCCUAGAGGACGCCGCCUCGGCUCCUUCCGCUUCCUCGAGGCUCUGCAGGCUGCCUGUAUUCCCGUGGUGCUCAGUAACGGAUGGGAGCUUCCCUUCUCAGAGGUCAUAAACUGGAACACGGCUACCGUCAUCGGAGACGAGAGACUUCUUCUACAGAUCCCCACCACCAUCCGCUCCAUUAAUCAGGAUAAGAUCCUGUCCCUCCGGCAGCAGACUCAGUUCCUCUGGGAGGCCUAUUUUUCCUCGGUGGAGAAGAUCGCGCUCACUACACUGGAGAUCAUCCAUGACCGGGUGUUGCAGCACAUGAGGCGCAGCAGCGUGAUGUGGAACAACCUGCCCGGGGGUCUCUUCACCCUGCCACAAUACUCCUCCUACCUCGGCCAGUUCCCUUUCUACUACGCCCCACUCGGUAUCAAACCACAGCAGAGGUUUACGGCGGUCAUCCAUGCCGUAACACCGCUGGUCUCCCAGUCUCAGCCCAUCCUCAAGCUGAUAGUGGCCGUGUCCAAAUCACAGUACUGUGCUCAGGUUGUCGUCCUGUGGAACUGUGAUAAACCUCUACCUGCGAUACAUCACUGGCCUGCAACAUCUCAGCCUGUCAUAGUGAUAGAGGGUGAGAGUAAGGUGAUGAGCAGUCGCUUCCUGCCCUACAGUAGCAUCGUAACAGACGCCGUGCUGAGCCUGGACGAGGACACGGUGCUUUCCACUACUGAGGUGGAUUUUGCUUUUACUGUCUGGCAAAGUUUUCCCGAGAGGAUCGUGGGGUAUCCGGCUCGGAGCCAUUUCUGGGAAGUCAAUAAGGAGCGGUGGGGUUACACCUCAAAGUGGACCAAUGACUAUUCGAUGGUGCUGACCGGAGCUGCUUUUUAUCACAGAUACUAUCACUAUUUGUACACACAUUACCUGCCGGCCAGCCUGAAGAGUUUGGUGGACCAGCUAUCAAACUGUGAAGAUAUUCUCAUGAACUUCCUGGUGUCUGCUGUCACCAAGAUGCCGCCCAUCAAAGUCACGCAGAAGAAGCAGUACAAGGAGACCAUGAUGGGACAGCAGACGUCUCGAGCCUCGCGCUGGGCAGACCCGGACCACUUUGCCCAGCGGCAGACUUGCAUGAACAAAUUUGCCAGCUGGUUUGGCACCAUGCCCCUGGUCCAUUCCCAGAUGAGACUGGACCCCGUUUUGUUCAAGGACCAGGUGUCUAUACUGCGCAAAAAAUACAAAGAUAUCGAGAGACUUUAACCGCACUGAGCCCCCUUUCCUACUGAAACGGAGAGGGGCGACGGAACGAUGGGGCCUCAUCUUACCCUCUGUGGGGGGAACCGGCAUCGGCGUGCGUGGGUGGACCGAGCGUGUGCUCUGUCAGCCUAGCGAAUUCCGGCUGUCCUCAGUUAUACGACAUAUCGUUGAAGGACAGGAUACAUUGUGCUUGAAUGACCCAAACGUGCACAUAAUUUAUUUUACACUAAUGCAGGGGUGAUUUAUUUCCUUCCUCCCUUUUGUUGGCGGUCGGAUUUGCUUGGCGUGACGGUCAUCGUCCACCCACCACGUCCCGCAGGCCCUGGGCUCCAACAGGGAGCCACAAACUUACAAUCACGCACAGUCGAAGAUGAAAACGAUCCAGACGGAAUUCAAAGGGGAUUCAAAGACACGGGCCAAAACUUUACUUUGUAGAAACGUAUGAUGGGAAAGACUCUACAGAGCUCGUUUGGACCUGGUUGCCCCUACUUGAAGCCAGAGACGGAUACGUUCUGUCGAGGGACGUCCUACAACGCUGCAGUGCCUAACAAAAUGAAAAUGAUUGUGGUGCGUCUUUAAAUCCGAAAGGAAACGGUUGAAUGCAAAAUCGUAUCGAUCAUGCUGCUUAUGUUUCGGUCAAUCGGUUAUAAACAAUAUUCCAGUAUUUCUGUCCAUAUUCAUUUUACCUUCAGUUUUAUUGUUUCCAUACAUCAUCGGUUAGUUUUUGGUGCAUAUAAACAGCAGAUUAAGAGAAUCUGGUCUUAAAUAAGCUUAUAAAGGGAUCCAAUAAAGCAUUAACAUAAA